Molecule: messenger RNA, 1936 nt
Organism: Mya arenaria
Lineage: Eukaryota; Metazoa; Mollusca; Bivalvia; Myida; Myidae
Exons: 3
Coding region: 286-825 (179 amino acids)
Source: RefSeq, a predicted model, not a curated record
UAUAUUAAUUGAAAAAGUAUUCCUAAGGCAGCAUGGAGAAUAAAAUGAUCUGAUAAUACCGACUUGCUUUGAAAGGUGUAAUGGGAUAUAUGCCAUUACGGCUUUGAUUUUGGAAUUCAGAUUAUAGAGAACGGAAUUUAAUAAUUAAAUUAUUUCGAAUAUUUUUCUCAUUUUAACACGUCUGUUAUAUAAUCUACAACGAAUAUCAAUUCUUAAGCAGGAAAGAAUAAGCACACAUCGUAAAACUUUAUCAUAGAGUAGAAAAGGUGUAAUUUAAGUUUAGAAAUGGUGGCAGUACGUAUAGCGAUUUUCCUUCAGACGUUAUGCACGUAUUCCCAGAUUGCUAUAUUACUAGUACAUAUGCCCUCUAUACUAGGAUUGCCAUAUCUUAACGAUGGGACAAGCAUUCAACAGCUCUACAGUGAUGGCGUCUUAAACGGUGAUACUGACAUAUCCGAUAGGCUGUUUCCUAGAUAUAAUGAUCAACAGGAUACAUUUGAUGCAUACGGACAAACGUUAGGUAAUAACAUGGAUUGGCCUUUGGACUCGAAUGAGGUCGAAAAUGAAAUCAUAUCACAACUGGAUGGCUCUAAACAGAAUGAAAACGAUUAUAAACGCAGUGUUAACCGUGAUGUCUUAGAUAAACUCGUUGGUGCACGGGCAAAGAGAUUUGGAUAUUCCUACCACCCAUAUCUUAUAUCCCCUAGGCCGAUGACUCGUGCACGGAAUUGGAAUGACCCUUCGAAAUUAUGGAUGACGUCUGGUGACAACGAUUUUGCCAAGGUUAAACGACGGUUUGCUUUCUCUGCUCUGAGAGGAAGAUAGAUUUCUUUCACCGAGCAAGAACUCCAUCGUUGCAAAACACAGAUGUUUCAAUUAUGUUAACGCAAAGCAAAUGUACAACAGACGACAUAUUUGAAAUUAAUCAUGUGUCCUAUCUUGUGAUUACAUAAAUGGUGUGUACAUCAUCACGUUAUAAUGCCAAACACAUAUUGUUAAACACCAAUUACAUUGUUCAAGAACACAAACACAUAUGUUUUCUUUGCUGGCUUUAUUCGACUUCGAAUACUUAUAUAUCCAAAUGUAAUCAUUUUAAAGAAGAGAUACACACUAUUUUUGGGUUGUCUUGUUGAUGAGUACACCAAUUCAAUGUGCAUAUUAAAAGUAUUUAAAGUCGACUAUGUUAGUUCAGAAACCAAAACUCAAUUGUAUGGCGUUAUCAACUAUACAAAGUGCAAAUAUAUGAAAAAUCUGCUACAUUCAUUUUUUUAACUAUUCUUGCCCAACGCAAUUAUCAACUGCGAACAUUCAAUGAACAAUAUAAUUGAAAUUAAUAGGACAAUCCAAGUCGUCUUAAGCUAGAAUAAGUCUGUUUAUGGGUACAAGGUACUAGUACUAAGGUCCAACACACACUGAACGACAGACACAUGCAUUGACGUCUAUAUAUCUAUAAAUUUGGAGUAACCUCCAUGGACCGGUGAGAAAAACAAAAGCACACAGGGAACAUGUAUUGAUAAAUGUUGUGCUUAUAAAUCCGUGGAUAAAUAUUCACCAAUAGGCAAAAAUCUGUAUCAACAGUAUCGGAGUUAAAAUCAUUAGUUAGCAUGCAUAAACACUUUUGUAAUAUAGGUGAAUUAUGGAGUUGAGCAUUUUUGACGAACAAAGAUUUUAUCCGAUUUUUAAUCAAAGAGCAAUGGCAUUUUUCAGGAAAAUAUCUCUACUUGAAAACUUUUUUUUUGUAUCAAAAUAUUCAAGACAUCCAGAUGACAAAGUCUGGAGGCUUUUGCUUCUAUUUUAAGAAAGUUAUUUUCUUAUUGAUUUUUCUGUACCCAGAAAAUGAAUGUUGUUAAAUACGUUACACCAUUUCAUUGAAUAUGUUUUUUCUUUAUUUUUUCAACAGAAUUUAUAUCAUCGAGAAAUCACAAAAAACACACAA